CAUGUGGGAAAUGUUGGAUCCCGACCUAGAGUGUGGCAAUGAGUGUGGGGGGCCGGGGCCUCCCCCGGAGUUUCUCGUGCCACCGCCACCCCGGCCACCGUUCCUGGCGGAGCUGGUCAACUGCAACGAGGAGCAGCUGCAGCAGACACCGUUCGGUGGUGGCGCCACCGGUUCCUUCGCCGACGUCGACAUGUGCGAGGCGUUCCCGAUCAUCGACGCCAGCUACCAUAGUGGCCCAUCAUUCCAAACCUCCGCCAUGAUAGUGCUGUGUUCGGGACUUUUGUUGUUAGUCAUCUUUAUUUCAUCGUUACUAGUGUGGAAACACAAACGAAAAGUUCAAAACUUCCUGCCAUGCAAGACGCCUACCCGUGGGCCACCGCAUCUGGACGCGACAGGUGUAUCCGCGGCACACUCCGUGACGUACGAGGAUCCGGACGUACACUUAGGCCAUCAUCCGCUGGUAAUGCGGCAUCAUCACCAUCACCAUCAUCACCACAAUAUGGAGCUGCACGCGAAACAGAUCCAUUAUCCUAGCGGAUACCCGAUGCCACGGUCGCCGCCAUUGUUUAUCUGCUCGUCGCCCGGUCCGGAUCCGUACCGAUCGCAUGACAACGUGUACGAGGAGCUAGAGCACGGUCCGGGGCGGGACACGGACUCGGAACCACCGAUCCAGUCGGACGAUGACUUUGCCGAGGAUGAGCUAAGCUUGCCGGGCGACCGCUCCUUCCACAAAUCGCCAUCGGAUGGUGGCACUACGGUGGCCACGAUCUACCACGAUCGCAGCAAUGGCGGCAGUAGCAACAGUGCGGCCACGACAGCAUCCGGCUCUACCGUGCCGGUCACGGAUGGGCUGAUGGUGACUCCCGGUGGUCAGCCCGGUGCUGCCCCCUACCUCGAGCGAAACCGCACCGAACGCAACUCGCUCCUAUCGUCGUCGUCCUCGUCCGGCAAUGACAAUAACCAUCCCCUGCACCACACCGGACAUCGGGUCGCAGCGGCCGGCGGUAAUGGCACUUCGACACCUUCCGGUGCGAACAACAACGGCGGUGGAGGUGCUGCCUGCGGUGGCAAUAGCCAGGGUAACAACAAUAAUGGUAGUAAUAGCAGUGGUAGUAGCAGUGCCAGCAACAGCAACCGCAACUCCAACUCCAGCACGGACUGUGGGAACAACAACAAUAACAACCACCACCACCCUGGCAGCGUGGCCAACGGUGCGAACGGUGCUAGCUGUAAUGGUAAUGGUGUAGUGUCGUCAUCGUUAGGAUUGUUCCGUACGCGCAAGCAUCAUCCUGCCACGUUGGGCGGAUCCGGUCGAAGGACCGGUGGUGGACAUCCGUUUGCUGCCGGCGUAGUGAACACGUGCCCGAGCCCGUUGGACGGUGGACCGCUUGGGGGUGGAGAUCCGGUCGUACUGCCGCCGAUGUACGACGAGCGGGGCAUGAUGACGUUACCACCGCCAGCCUACAAUCACACCCUCGCGACGAGUCAUCACCAUCACCAUCCGCACCAUGGGCACCAUAGUCAUCACCUGAACAGCGUUAAUAAUAAUUCCACCACCGGCAGUCGGUCCAACUACUACAGCACGAUCGACGAUGCGGGCGAGCUGUUGGAUCCGGUGGAGCGGCGGAAUCGCAUCAACGCGCAACUGUCCGCCUCGGCCUCCGGACCCAUCGGUACCGUGUCGACCAUCUUCCGCAACGGGCACCGUGGACCGGUGGCGCCCGGGUACGGUGUGCCACCCGGUGGUGGACGCUCGCGAACGAACCCCCGUGCGUCCGACCGGCGAACCGGUGGACGGAAUGGGAAUGGGGGUAACCAGCUGGCCGUAAUAUCGGCACCGCAAGAUCCCUCGCAGUAUAUCUACCACGAGCCCGUCUUCCACGAGGGCCUCAUCUACGAUGGGUGCCUAUCGCACACGUACAGCGAUCGGAGCGGUGGCAGCGGUAGUACCGGUACGGGCAGUACGGGCGGUGUCGCCUACCAUCCCUACAUUCUGCCACAGUUCACCACCUUCCGGAACGGUAGCGUACCGGGUAUUGUAGGUGGUGGCGGCAAUGGAGGAGUACCACCGUCAUCGCAUCCUGCCGGCCAUUCGAUAUACUCGCGCGAUUCGAGCUUCGGGUCCGAUUCGGGUUACAGUCAGCAUACGCAAACGUCGAACCGAAGCGUGGCCGGUUGGAGUCAACGUCGACCAACCGGACAAUCUACCACGUCCAGUAAUGGUCCUGGUGGUGGUUGCAAUAGUGUUAGUGGCGUUGCAGCAGUACCCCCGAAAGCAGCCAACACAGCCGAACAGCAGCCUUCAACAGUGCCACCGACGAUGGUGGACUCUUGA
Anopheles marshallii is the source of this 2335-nucleotide messenger RNA. RefSeq lists its product as uncharacterized. NCBI's taxonomy places the organism in Eukaryota, Metazoa, Arthropoda, Insecta, Diptera, Culicidae. Bases 2 to 2335 code for a protein of 777 amino acids. The transcript is spliced from 4 exons. The record is from RefSeq and is a predicted model, not a curated record.